AUGUCGACAAUGCAUUCGAUAACAGGGAUUCUGAGCUCCGACAGCUCCUUGUCACUUUCCACCGAUACGACCACCAACGCGACCAACAACUAUGAGUCGACAGAGCAAGUUGAAAUUGCAGCUAUCUUCCAUGAAGAUGUCGUCCAGGAGGAUACCACCGAUGAGAAAGCCGCGAAGAAACCCGAAUUCGAAGAUACUUUUGUAAAAUGGGCUAUCGAGAAAGACGUCAUUGGCGAAAAUAACAGCGAGGAAGAUACCGUUCACAUUCAGAUGAAUCUCCUCUUACGGGAUAUCAACAUGGAGGAUGACGCCAAGAGGAACAACACUGAGGAAGCUGACAUCGCAGAAACUACCACCGGAAUCGUUAUGGACAAUUCUAGUGAUUCGGACCCUGAUCAGGAAUUCGAGGACUCUGGAGCUUAUUACCAUAUCAGAUUGAAGAUAGAUGGUGGCGCCAUCGACGAAGAGGUUGUUAAGGUUGAGAGCGAAGACGACGAUGAUGGCCAGUUUCUAGCUUAG
This is a messenger RNA of Botrytis porri, 519 nucleotides long. RefSeq lists its product as uncharacterized. The record is from RefSeq and is a predicted model, not a curated record. The transcript has 2 exons. The coding region runs from base 1 to 519 and encodes 172 amino acids. NCBI's taxonomy places the organism in Eukaryota, Fungi, Ascomycota, Leotiomycetes, Helotiales, Sclerotiniaceae.